Molecule: messenger RNA, 695 nt
Organism: Notechis scutatus (mainland tiger snake)
Lineage: Eukaryota; Metazoa; Chordata; Lepidosauria; Squamata; Elapidae
Source: RefSeq, a predicted model, not a curated record
UAACCCUCAGGCGCACGAGCGUCGCUGUUGGGCGAAAGGAAAGAGGAAGAGCGGGCGAUAAGCUGCAAGCUGCCCCGAGUACUGAAGCGGAGUACCUGCUCCUCGCCAUCGCAAUUCACACUGAAGUCGAUUGGAAUCCUCAUCCACUCUGUAUGGAAAAGCUCUACAUCGCUUUCUCGCGAAGGCGACGGAAUUUUAAUUGAUUACGUCAUCAACGUGCGCCACAGAGUCGUGCGUGUGAGAUACCUCCUAUAAAGGGAAGAGGCGGUCAUAAUAGUUUUAUUUUGAAGAAACCGCUUCGUUUGAACAGUUCUACUCCGAUUGUAUUUUGUCCCUUCCGGACAUUUUUCCUCAAUUCACAUUUCCUUUUGACGCUCGGAGUAAAACCUCAUAGAUCAAGCCACGACCGAAUAUGGAAACUGAAGAAGAUGCUCCCCCUCCAAAGCAGCAACCUAUGAUAUACAUCUGCGGAGAUUGCCACAAAGAAAAUGAGAUAAAAGCAAGAGAUCCUAUCAGAUGCAGAGAGUGUGGUUACAGAAUAAUGUAUAAGAAAAGAACAAAAAGAUUGGUUGUAUUUGAUGCCCGAUGAAGAGAACCGAAGAUGCAUCUAAUUGAUCUGAAUUCAUGUCCAUGUUGUGAUUUUAUUUAAGCAAAUACUCCAAUUUUGAUUCUAGCAAUAAAAUUUUAUUCAAGCA